Messenger RNA from Musca domestica (house fly), 7204 nucleotides. RefSeq names its product zwei Ig domain protein zig-8-like. Gene Ontology annotation, cellular component: neuron projection membrane. NCBI's taxonomy places the organism in Eukaryota, Metazoa, Arthropoda, Insecta, Diptera, Muscidae. The record is from RefSeq and is a predicted model, not a curated record. The transcript has 12 exons. Gene Ontology annotation, biological process: synapse organization. Bases 1567 to 2526 code for a protein of 319 amino acids.
UAUCUAAUUCGCAUUUAAGUCCCUCAUCAUCAAAACAUUUGGAUAUAUUCAUGGACGUGAGCACACACUCUGAAAGCCCCCGCACAAAGUCCCACACACGCGGACAUACAUGCAAAUCUGAAGAAGACAAACAAACAAACACGAAUUGUGCUCCUACCAAACAUUACAUCAAAGUGUGAAUGAACGAACGAUCGGACGAAGGGAAAAGCAAAGCAAGGGCGCCUCCUAACAAGAUAAUUUGUGCAAUCCAUUAUCGACCACAAGGGAACCUUUUGAAGAUCUCAUCAUUAUUGUGGACAUUGAACUUUACCUCCGAACAAGAGAUCAGCAGCAGUAUUUUUGCCAUCCGCAUCAGUAGAUGUGCCUGAGAACUCAACGGAAGGAAAUAGACCAACGAAGCAACUACCAAAACGGCAACAACACAAAACCACCUACAACCCAAUCUACUAAUCUACCUACACGCAACUAGAAAAGACUCCCUAAGAAACCGAACGUUGUGUAAUAACUACUUCAGCAAGAAAAUAACAAUAGGAGCAAACAACAACAAAAACAUAUCGGACUACAAAAUCCCCUCCGAAUGAGUGAAUCAAAGUGCAAGUGACAUUCCGCGAAUAAUCCAAGUUCUGUGUGCCACGACCGAGCGUAAUUUCCAUAAUUGAACAGAGCCACCAAAUGUAAAGCACCAAACGAGAAAUCAACAUAUCUUUGGGUUUGCGUUCGUUCCAACGAGAGAUUCAAACGCGAAAUAAGCAAAAAGAAAAAAACUAAAAUUCGAUUAUAGUUGACCCCCUUCAGACAUCAUCUAUCAUUCGGCAACAACAAAUGCCAUCACUUGCCUUGGGAGAAUAGAAUAAAAGAAACGACAUUUUAUUCGACCAAGGGAUCACAAAAAGUAAAAAAUACAUGAAAAAUGAUACAACCUAAUACGAUUAUGACCAACAAAAAUAUUCGCACAAUAGGAAAGCAUCAUAUUAUGGACCAAUAACAAUAAGCAUUACAAAGCAAAGCAAAGGAAGCGUACAAAAAGUGCAGGACGAUAAAAAGAAAUCCACAACAAAACAGCAAAGAAAAAAACGAAACGAGCAGAAGUGUACAAAAGAAACACAAUCGAAUUAAUUUUAUUGUCAUUGCAAAACAAUACAAUCGCUCACACACUCACACACAAACACGUGUCAAACGAAGAAAAGUAUAUGAGCGAAGAAAAAACCCGCACUCAAGAAUUACAAGCAAAAUAACACUUUAAGAGCGACAUUUAUUCCCAUGCGUCAUUUGUCAUUGCAACAAUUGUAGGGCGAUAAAGCGCAGAGUCAUUGCCAACCCCAACAACACAAACAACAAAACCAUUGAGACAGAACGAUUUGUUCAAUUCGCAUUUAUUGACCUCUUGGCAAAUAGUGGUCGUUAACAUUGCCAGCCAACGAUCCAAGGGGCACGAUCAUACUGCCGACUCUACACGAAUAGGACACGAAUGCUAAACGUGUGACAAACGCCUUCGGGUUCUCCUCCACCGCACCAAUAUCAUCAUUGGUCCUGUAGCAGGAAGUACAAUUGAAGGAGCUGCCACAAAUGUUGCCCACAUUAACGCCAAUGCAUUUGCUGGAAUUACGUCUCAUCUUACUUUGCCUGCCAUCCAUUCUACUGGCCACAACACUGGAGCCAGAUCAAAAGUCAAUACUUACCGAUAGCGAUUGGAAGAAGUUAUGGAUGCGAGGAGGUAUAAAUCCCGAUUCAAGAUUCGAUAGCAACAAUUUAGAUUCCAGCGACAGUCCAAUGUUCGAAGACAGCGAAAUGAUGGCGCACAACACGACCGUCCAGUUAGGUGGAACCGCGUUUCUGGUCUGCAAAGUUUCCGGCGUGGAUAGAGUGGGUGUAAAUUGGAAUCAAAUAUCCUGGAUACGUCGUAGAGAUUGGCAUAUCCUAUCGUCGGGAGCUCAGUUGUACACAAACGAUGAACGCUUUGCUAUUCUGCAUACACCGGGAUCAAAUAUGUGGACACUGCAGAUAAAGUUUGUGCAGCGCCGGGAUCACGGCAUGUAUGAGUGUCAGGUUUCAACACCCACUGGCAUCAUAUCGCAUUUCGUUAACCUUCAAGUGGUUGUGCCAGAAGCAUUUAUUUUAGGUUCUGGCGAAUUACAUGUCGACAUGGGAUCAACAAUCAAUUUAGUUUGCAUAAUUGAAAAGAGUCCAACACCUCCGCAAUAUGUUUUUUGGCAAAAGAAUGAGCGAUUAAUUAACUACUACGAUUCCAGACGAGACAUUUCAAUUGAAACGACACCGGGUCCCCGAACCCAAAGUCGUUUAAUAAUAAGAGAACCACAGAUAUCAGACUCCGGGAAUUAUACAUGCUCUGCGAGCAACACAGAACCAGCCAGCAUAUAUGUAUUUGUGUCAAAAGGUGAUAAUAUGGCUGCAAUAUCGAGAAGAAAAACAUCAUCUGCUGAUCGUAUCGCUGCCAUUUUUAUGUACGUUGUGGCACCAUGCGUUUUGGUGAACACACUAGGAAUGCGGCGUAUCUUUCUUACUUAAGACUUUUUCGUGUAGCCAUCUCUAGAUGAAUGCAGUGUUAGUAAAUUAAAUCCUAUUUAAGUGAAAUUUACAAAUGUUAAGGUUUAAUAUUAAAAUUUAGUCAUGUAUGUACAAAACUAACUAAAAUUUAUGUAUAUUUAGCAAAUAUUGUAAUUAGUGUUUAUCUAUUGUUUAAACAGUUAGCAAAACCCUGUCACACACACACACACACACUCGUACCACUCACUUACCCACACAAACAUACAGACAUACAAACAAGGCUAAAAUAAUAAUAAAUAUAUGUAAAUUUCUAGUAAAAUACAAGCAGUGUCAAAAAUCACCACAUGUCCACAAUAGAUUUACUCAACCUAAUAAAAUAUUGAAGAAACGUAAAAAGAAUAGUAUAACUUAAUUAAUUGAAAAUUGAUUGGUUUUAUUCCAUGCUUCCAUCCAUUUCUUCUCUUCGAAAAUAUUCAUUCGGAUCUCCACUUCCAUUUCCGCCUCCCAACUAUAAACUCGUGUACAGUUCCGCAAUCCAACCGUUUCCAGAAAUGCUGUUAGCUCCGUUACCAGGCAUUCGUAUUUAAUUACAUUUAAAUAAAUUUGCCGCAUACCAUUUCAGUUGAAUAUCUUUUGUAAAUACUUUCGGUAUAAAUUUAAUCUAAGAUUUGUUUGUUUAAGUGUGUGUGUUUGCAAAAACUAAAGACAACAAAAACAACAACAACCACAACCUACAACAAGAAGAAUUUGUUCGGAUGCAUUUUUAUAAUUACAAUCUAAGUAAGUUCUAGGCAAACACUGUGACAUUGCAAAUAGGCAACUGAACAACAAUUGAAAACAAACCAAACGACCGACCGACAGACAGACAGACAGACCAACCGACCCAACAACAACCAAUCAAGAAACACGAAAACUAAAUUAAAAUUGAAAUCAUACGAACGAAAUGCAGCAUUAAUUAUGGAUAGAUAUUAAAAUGCAAGCACACAUGUAUGCAAGUGCGUGUAUAUAUGUAUGUGUGAUGUCAGCGUAUGCAAGUGUAAGGAUUUUAAUAACUAAUGCCCUAAAACUUUUGUAUGACAACAACUUUGUUGACGUUGUUGUUCGGAAAAUAUUUCGAAAUGUACUUCUAAUGGUAAUUUAAAUACCACAGAUAGAAAUUUAAAUUAAAUUGCAAAUUCAUAAAUGGAAUUAAUUUCAUAACAACAAAAAAAAACAAUGUACACACAUAUGCAUGUGUUUAUAUAUACAGACACACACAUAUUUUAAGAGAAAAUUCCGAAGCAAAGACAUUUCCAUUCCAAAUGCGCCAACCAUAACAUUAAGGCUUGGGGUUUAAUUUAAGAAUGAAUAAUGAAAAGUGAAAAUAAUAACAAAAACACAACAACAACACCAAAAAUAGAAUCUGUCAUAUUCAUAAAUAAAACUACAUUAUUUAUGCUAAUGAGAAAAUGUAAACUUGUGGAACCGAAACAAAAACCAAAACACAACAAAAAUAAAAACCAAACAAUUUAAUGGCUCGAGUGCAAAUGAUAUAUGAGCUGACACGCGAAUAUGGGCUUGGCAAACUGACAAGAGAGACAGAAAGAGAAAAAAAACACAUUUGGUUACAUAAAAUCAGCAAUCAGUGAUUUCAAGGCCAACGAAAAUUGGAGAGCUAUUUCGCUUCGUGACCUGUUGAGUGGGCAUUUAAACAUCGAUUAAAACUAAACCUAGUUCUGGUGAGAGCUUUGCAAAUAGCUAAUCCAAUUUUAUGUAGGCAAUCCCAUUUAAAUAGAAUUUUGUUUUCUCAAUACAAUAAAAAAUAUUUCAAUACGGAGAAUCUGUGACAUUUAACAACAGUUUCCGAUUAAUACUAAUUUUUAUGUAUAUUUCGUUUAGAUAGAAAAUUCUGAAAUGUCAGUAAGUCUGUGUGCUCAGGAAAAUGUUUGAUACCCAAAUAUGAUUUCAAUCGUUUAACCUACUGAGAAAUUAGUUUAUUUUAAAUACAAGACAUUCAUAAACGAUAUAACCGCAACAAUCCUGCAUUAUUUUGCAGUUACAGUACGACCAUCUCUUCAUAUUUCAAAUUUCAAGUUAUGUAAAUCGUAAAUAUUUUAUUAUAUUGAAAAAAAUGUCAAAUUUGACACAAUGUCAUGGAAAAUAUAUAAUAUGACGUAUUUGAACUUCUGAUCGAAUUUACAAAUAAGAAUAGAACUUGUAAUGUUUUAACUAACUUUUUCAGCCGUUAAUAACAAAAAUCCGUAACUUUUAAACGCAAAAUUUUCAUGGACAACGUUGUAUCUAUCGACUGGUCUUAGUGACUACUUAAUCGGUCGAUUCUCUAACAGGAAAUCGCACUAUUAAGGCAACAUUCGAUAUCAAACCACACUUGUCGUAAUUUAUGCAGUUGCUUAAGGACAAUUAUCCUUUAGUAGACAACAAAAGGAGCAUUAUAGCAGCCUUUAAAUAUUUGUACUAAAUUUUAGGGUUGACUUUUUGUAUCGGAGAUGUCAGUUUCUACAGGCGACCGUCGCAAUUCAAAUUGCUUUUCUCUCACAAGAUUUCUUGCGACAUGGCUUUUCUUAGGCAGACCGUACGACUUUAUCCUCGCCAGGCUUCUCUCAUUGCAACGAAAGUAGAGGGAGCAACUAGCUGACAGAAAUAUGACCUCUUCAAGGAGGCUGUGUCUUCUUCUACACAGGAUUCAACCUUAAAUAUAUCACUUUUAAUUGCGUUAUCAUUCAGUAAAUUUUUCUACCUUUCUCUGUGAUAAGGGAUCAAAUCGAGGUUUUGAGCAGACAUAGUUAUUUAAUUUACGGUUAAGACAAAAGUUUUUUACGGGAACCCUUUUUUACUAGUUAGCUUUUUUCCUUGUAACAGGAUACAACGGAUAGUUUUCAACUAUUCCGCUUCGACCUCAAUUACAUUCUCUCUAGGAUUUGGAAUCGGAGUUACACAUACAUCCUGAUUUCCAUCAUAGACACGUACUUAUAGUUUGCGUGUGUAAUGUGUUGAAAUGCUUAAUGUGAAUAUAUUCAUCUAGUUCUAAAUAAAUCAUUUAGCCUCUUACCUUUGACAGAAAAUGUUUUCGAAUACGAGUACCAGUCCAUUACGGAAACAUCUCAAUGUUGAGAAAAUAGAAGAAGAAAAACAUUUCAUAUUUUACACAAAACAACAAUAAAUUAAUUUGUAAAGCAUCAGAACCACGUGCCGAAUUUACACAUGUAUUCUUGCGGAUAUAUUUCAUGUUUACUGUCAUUAACAUAAAUUAUGGCGCUACAAAUCACAUGAUUUAUUUUACAUAUUUUUUACUCGCAUUCCUGUUCAACACACUCAAAUACUAUCAAUUAAUUUACGCCAUUAAUAUUUACAUCAUUAAUUAUUUAAAGCGCAUAAAAACCAGCGCAACCAGCACAAGAGUGGUUGGUGCAGAGGUCAUCGCUAUAUAUGUUUGUAUCUCUAUAAAGUGACGUCAUAGAUAUGUGUUAAUGUUUUCAGCCAUUCCUAUCUGUUACUUGAUUUGAAUUUACUUAACUCAUAUUUGUUAUUAUUGUCGAUACAUUCUAUAUUUAUUGUAUCAUUGCUGAUUAAAAAUAAUCCGGGGCUAAGGGGUUCUACCCUACAUCAUGCGACCGAAUCAACACAGCAAUAACCUUAACACAUGAGCAAUACCUCUCAUGCAUAAGGCUAUUUAAUCGAUAUCUGGUAACAAUUGUCAGGAUAGGUUAAUGGAGAUGCCUGUGAACUCGAGCAUUACGAAAGAUUCAGUUGUAUUACUGAGGGUUGAUGGAUUUGACUGGGAGACAUUUUUCAUGCAAGAACUUAUGGAUUCGCUCAAAUUCAAAAUUUAAAAUUAAAUUCGAAAAUUGGUGUAUUUAACAUUGGAUUGUAAUAUUAUUUUAAUCAAAAGAAAAUCGCUGUCCAAUUACAUUUUGAUAAAACUACUAUUCGGCAAGAAGUUAUGAGUUUUAAAGUAGCCUCACAUUGUUUCGUGUCCUUUUUUACAAAAGUCACAUCGUGACCAGAAAAACAUAGCUAAAGACAUAUUUACGGGGGUGUUAUUUAUAUGAGCAUUGUUUUUUGAAUCAAUUCAAAAUACACUAAUGUUCCAAUAAAUUGUUGUAAAAUAUUUAAUCCAUUUAUACCACAAAUUCCCUUGAUGACAUUGAAUGUCAGUAUGAAUACGGCUACAAUUAUUUCAAAUACAUUAUGUACACAUACACACACAUAUUUAUUUGUACAUGUACAUGCAUACACAUGUGCUGGCAUUCAAAUUCACGACGUACACAUAGCUAUACAUAUAAAUAUAAUAUUUAAGUAGAUACCUAAAGUGAAAUAUCAACCAUGAACAAAACUACUCGUUAAUUUUGUUGCCCAUCUGUAAUUAUCAAUUGUAAAUAUUAACAUAACCACAUGACCAUAAAAAUUCUCGAUUGCAUUAACAUGAAAUAAUCUAAAAAUAACAAAAAUGCAACCGCUCCCCAAUUCGGAACAAAUGGAAUAAAAAUAUUCAAACAAAACAAAAAAGGAAAAAAAAUAAAACACCUAUGAUCUACAAAAAGUAUCCGGAAAUAAAUUAAUUUAUUUAACUAUUUAUAUUAAACAAAACUAUGAAAUUAAAUUAUAAAAAACGAGUGUUAAAUAAAUUAUGAUGUAAUAACUUUUAAACAUUACAAAAAAAGAACAAAAGAGAAAAAAAAUUGAGAAUACAAAAAUACAU